Molecule: messenger RNA, 2686 nt
Organism: Hemibagrus wyckioides
Lineage: Eukaryota; Metazoa; Chordata; Actinopteri; Siluriformes; Bagridae
Gene: rcc2
Product: regulator of chromosome condensation 2
Exons: 13
Coding region: 282-1769 (495 amino acids)
Source: RefSeq, a predicted model, not a curated record
CGGAGUACAGCUGAAAGAGCGCCUCUCUACCCACGUGGUUAGAUGGCGGAGACUCCGCACGCUCUUUUGUUCCAAAUCAAUCAAAAACCGGAGGAAGACGGACAGACAUGAGCGGACCUGCUAAUUCAGGAAAUUCAUAGUUCACCAGACAGUGUUGUAAAUAAGCAAGUCUAAGAGCAAACCGUCGCGAGUUUAAGUAGCAUUUACAUUCCUUAAGUCAAAAAUAUCCACAUUUGAGACGCGAGGAAAAAGUUUUGAGCCGCAGAUUCUUUUUAGUUACUAUGCCACGCAAGAAGGUGACUGAUGUUUCUGGAAAUGGUGGACUGAAGAGAAAGAGAGCCAGCGGCAAAAAGAAAGACCGGGAAUUCAGCAGCGACGACGAGUUUGAAGAUUAUGAGCAGGAAAACACAAAGAAACCCGGCAAGCAAGCCACUAAAUCCGGCCUCCAGCCAGUCACCGUGUCGGACGACGUGAAGGAGAAGAUUAAACUUGAGGUCCCCAAGGUCAAAGGCCAGCUGCUUGUUUUUGGCGCUACUAACUGGGACCUGAUUGGCCGAAAAGAAGUGCCGAAGCUGCAAGCUGCAUACAGGAACCUGGGCCAGAAUCUGUGGGGUCCUCAUCGCUAUGGCUGUCUGAACGAUGUGAUGGUGAGCAGUGUGGUGUCGGGGCCUUGUGCUGCCCACAGCCUGCUCAUCACCACCGAAGGCAAACUCUGGAGCUGGGGCCGCAACGAUAAGGGCCAACUGGGCCACGGAGACACCAAGCGUCUGGACGCUCCAAAGCUGGUGGAGGGUUUGGGGGAGGAGGUGAUAGUGUCUGCUGCCUGUGGUCGAAACCACACCCUUGCUUUAACAGAAAAUGGUACAGUAUUCUCAUUUGGGGAGAACAAACUUGGGCAGCUUGGUCAGGGCAAUCAGACGGAUGCCGUCCUGAGCCCAGCUACAAUCUUGUACAAUGGACAGCCUAUAGUUAAAGUGGCUUGUGGUGCUGAGUUCAGUAUGGUGGUCGACUGUAAGGGCAAUAUUUACUCUUUUGGGUGUCCGGAGUAUGGCCAGCUAGGACAUAACUCGGAUGGGAAGUUCAUUGCUCGAGCCCAGCGUAUCGAGUUUGACUGUGAGCUUAUCCCUCGACGAGUGGCCAUUUUCAUCGAGAAGACUAAGGAUGGCCAGGUGAUGCCUGUACCUAACGUGGUGGUGCGGGAUGUUGUGUGUGGUGCCAAUCACACUCUGGUACUGGACUCGCAGAAGCGCGUUUUCUCCUGGGGUUUUGGUGGCUAUGGACGUCUGGGUCACACCGAACAGAAGGAUGAGAUGGUCCCUCGAUUGGUCAAGCUCUUCGAUUUCCCUGGUCGUGGAGCCACUCAGAUAUACUGCGGAUACCAGUGUUCCUUUGCCGUCAGUGAAAUGGGUGGUCUGUUUUUCUGGGGGGUGACAAACACCUCUCGUGAGUCCACCAUGUACCCGAAAGCUGUGCAGGACCUGUGUGGCUGGAAAAUCCGCAGUCUGGCCUGCGGGAAGAGCAGUAUCAUCAUUGCGGCUGAUGAGAGCACUAUAAGCUGGGGACCAUCGCCUACAUUUGGAGAAUUGGGAUAUGGAGACAACAAGCCCAAAUCAUCCACCACAGCUCAGGAGGUCAAAACUCUGGAUGGAGUGUAUUUGGAACAGGUGACAAUGGGCUACGCUCACUCGCUGGUUAUCGCCCGUCAGGAAACUGAUCAGGAGCAGGAGAAACUCAAGAAGCUGCCAGAGUACAAUCCGCGCACACUGUGAUUUCAUGCAGGUUUUUUCCAUCAUCAUCAUCAUGUUUCUGCAGAGAUUUCUGAUUUUCCACACAGAAUCUUUUUGCUCACUAGGUCACCGGUGUAGUCACACUUUGGUUGGGAUGCAAUUCUUCUUUUUCUUUCUUUUCUUUUUUUUUUUAUAUAUAUAAAUAAGGACUUCAGAUUACAACUUGCAAGAUGUGUAUUAAAAUCAAUUUGAACCUUAAGGCUUGUACUAAGUGAUUUCGUCUGAACUGGAAGUCCUUCACACUGACUUCAUGUACCUCCUUUAAUACUUAGUGUCUGGAGCUGAGAGGGAAGCCUCGUAUGGCUCACUCCAAGCACUUAACUCCAUUUGGAUCUCUUCUACUCCUCACUUGUACAUUCCUAAAGGAUGUUCCAAAUGUUCUUUUUUUUUUUGUAUUUUCUUAAUUUUCAUUAAGUUGGCUGGGAAGAACUGUUGUCUGCUCUCUCCAAACAAUUGGUGCUAAAUCAUUUUGAGGCAGGCUGUUUCAGCUGAUGAUGUGUUAGCUGGCAUCACUGAAAAGACCAACACUCCAUGCUUGUGCCUUUUUAAGUGAUCGAAUUCAGGCUGUGGAUGCUUUGUUGUCCCAAAGAUCUUCCGUCACUAUGUAAUCUGGGACCAUGGCAGUGUGUGUUUUGUUUGCAGUCACUUAAAUGUAAUGUUUUAUGUACUGUGCCAUUUUUUUCCUCCUUAUGUUCAUCUGUGCUUAAUUGUUGAUGUCAUUCCCUUCCCAUGUUUCUCAUUCUAGUAAACUACCUGUAUUUAAGUUGUCUGACUACAGACUCUGCAGGAGAAUUUCUUUGUGUAAUGCCCCGAAAUGUUUUUGUUCAUAAAGUGUAUGUCAAUUAGGAUGCCCAAAUGUUUUCAUAAUUUUAAAUAAAGGUCCAUGUUUAUGUUGGUAA